GUCCCCGUUCUCUUUCUCUCUCCAAGUUCUGCUCAAAUAAAAGCGCAUCAGCUUUUUGCCACAGGGCUGUGAAAUUGUGUGUACAUUCCUGUAGUCAUGUGGCCAGGCUGAGUCACAAGCUGGGAGUGAAAGAGAAAGAACAGAGAGAGACAGAAGAAGAGCGAGAGGGGCAGGAUUUAAAAGCUGCCAUCAGAGUUUAACAUUCAUAUAAAGAGGAAGACACACUGCAUAGAGAAUGAAAGAGAAAGAGUGAGUGGUGGCGAGACUAACAAUUAGGAGGAUGGCAAAAUAAAUUGUAAUAAAGAGUUAAAUAACUAUUAAAACAGUGGGAGGAGCCUGACAAGAAAAAACGGUUGUGGCAACUGCAGGUAUGGCUCUAUGAAGAGACUGACACAAAGUGAAACUAAUGGACAGACGGACUUGUUAUCACAUGCAGAUUCUGAGAUAACACUUCAGAAAUAAAAUGUGUUUGCUCUAUUAGCAAACAAACAAGGCAGAUUGCCAGUUGUGAGUGUUAUCGCAUACAGGCAGUGCGCUGUGCUGAAAAUAUCGAGUCUUUGAACCCCAACAACAAGCUGGACCCUGGUUGAAGCAGGUUAUGCCAGCAGCUGUCACCAUGGAGGGGAGGGAGUGGCGGUGCAAUGAAGAGGAAAGUGGUGAUGUUGAAUCCCCCACAGGACAUUCAGCCAGUGCAGGAGAACGAGGCACAGUGUCCACUUGGACGAAUGGUCAGGUCUUGGUAGCGGUUCCCACAUCCUCUUGGUUGGCUCCCAGGUUUAAAUUUUCACACUGCAGGACUCUUCUGGAGGCAAAUGGCUUCAAGAUUCCAGUCGAGGAAUUUGAGGGUCCACUUCAUAUAGCACUGGACCACCCGUCCGUCAGAAGAUACUUGCUUUUCAACUCAUCCGUUUUUAAUUUCAUCAUGGCACCCUUGUUGUAUCUGGUGCUGUGGUGUGCUGUGUACUCGACCCUUCACAUGUACCUUGAAGGCAGCACAACAAACUUCUGGGUGCUCUGUCUGUGUGUCAGUCUGGUGUCCAUAAUCAUCACCACCAUCAUCAUCCUCAUCUUCCACAACAGCAACAAAAAGAUAAACAUGAACAUAGAUGUGCGGUUGGUGGGGGUAAAUGAGCGGAUGGUCAGACACAGGCUGCUGUUGGGAGUGGCUGACUGGGUACAUAAAUGCAAAGGAAAACUGCAACUCUUCUUUGUGUUCUGGGACUUGUCCCCAUGUCUGAGAUCUCUGACUGAAGCUCUGGAGGACAGGAGUAUUGUCAGAGAUCAAGUACAGAACAGAAUCAAGAAAAGAAUGUCGCACCUAGUUCUAGUGACUGAGGUCACGACCCUGGAUUCUGAGGAUGGAUUAGUGGACGAGGAGGCUCCUGAUGAAGAGCACCCCUUGCUGGUGGGGGGAAGAGAGAGAAGUGCAUCAACAAGUCAAAGAGAAGACUCUAAACUUACAAAAAACUUCAGUCUAAUGCCUGAUACCACCCUUUCAUAUCAGGCUUUGGCUGAGCAGCUCCUGAUGACCUACAGUGCACUUUAUGUCAGACUGCUAGUAUCUAACAAGCUUCCUGCUUCUUCACAGUGUCCUUUAGGUGCAGGGAAAAAUCAUUCCACUGGCUCUCUAUGUCUCUGUGAGUAUGUAGGGUCAAAGGUCCUGCAGUAGAUGGAACAUGACAAUCAAAUUUCACGUUUAGUUUAACUGUCAACUACAAUGUAGUCACAGACUGUUUUUGCUGCUUUUGAAAUUGUUAUAAUUUUAGCUGCUUCAAGAAAUAUAUUUUUUGUUUCAUGACUCAUUGCUGUGAAUUACGCCAUGUCCUAACCAGGCGCAACACAAAAAAGUAACAAGUGAUUCCUUUCUCUUCCAUGUUAAGUAUAAACAGUUUUUGUUUCAACCAGUUGUGAACUCAACAAGUGACAAGACAUUAGUUGAUUGCUUGGUCUCUAUGUAUAUUGUUUUGCUCUGAGUUGCCCCGCCCCCACUUCAACAUGGUCAAACUGGAAAUCAACAUGUUUCAGAUGUGUUUCCCAGUGGCGCUACUGAUAGGAUGUUGGUCAUGCUACAUCCAUAAUGUGGAUUCUGGUCUCAUAAAAAUCAGGAAGUAAUUGUGUUCACAUAAACAAUGGUUAGCGUGAUUUGGAGGUUGCAUUUUCGCUCUAAAAUGACAUUUUUUCUCCAGCUUUACUCCAACAGCGAGGUCAUAUCAUCAACAGAAAGGGUAAAUAGUGGUGCGAGAAACACCGGCGCUCUGAAGAUGUAAUCAAUAACUCACAAGACGAUAUCUGACGAAACCGCAUAUGAAAGCACACAUCCCAACUGUCGCCAGUGGCGACUAGAUUUUAAAUUAUUGUCGCAAUUUAUUUUUGGUCGCAUUUGCGACCAUUUUAGUCGCAGUGUGGAGCCCUGAUUCCUGUUGACUGUAUUACAUAAUUUACAACUAAAAACACAACUCUCUUUUGGCGCCAAUCUGUGGACAUUCUGCCUCAACACUUUCAGCUUCAGCCACUGGGGGCAGUGGUUCAAAUUUCCGUAAGCACAGACUUUUUGACCUACUGUUGCUGAAUUCACAGUGCGUUUAGUCUGCCCAAUGAAAUCUCAUUGGUAAAGAUUCCUGCUCCACAAAGCUGUCUAUUUUGCAUUUUCUGUCUAUGUUUGAUUAAAGACUUCUAUCGUGGUUAUUUGUGUGAUUUUGAUUUAUGCCAUCUCGCAGAUGUGAAAACUCGUGUCUGCAACUCGGACUCGAGUCACACUUAAGUCACAAAAAAAAUAACUUCCGACUCGACUUGGACUCGAAAUCAUAGACUUGUAAAAAAGUCAUUUUGCGACUGUUUUUCCCACCGGUGCGACAACAGAGUUGGCCAACUCUCCCUCUCUCUCUCUCCAUUUAUUCGCUGCCGUUUUCUGUUAAGCAAUACAUAAAAUGGCAAACACAUCAAAAGUGGAAGGAAAAAGCACUAUUCACUACCCGGAUCAAUGGACAAAGCAGCGCGAGCGCAGAGCAGGUGCUUUUAAGCGUAUCGCGGACCGGUCUCGAGCUCUCAACCUCACUUACAAUCAUUACAGCGCUGCGAGGACCAGCGAGAAGCACGGCGCGAGUCACAGAAACAUCUGAAUUCAGUACAGAAUUCUCUGGUGCAAACCCCUCGGUGAGCAAACUAGUUUUAAACUACAUUAAACGGCCCAACAAAACAGCAUUGAUACUGAGAAAACACUGUGACAUGCACAAACAGAAAUUAGCAGACUUUUCACACAUCACCACCUUUAUCAUGAAUUUACUAUAGUAACAAUAACUGUACUGACUGUAGUAUUUUAGGCAGAAAUAUAUCCAUAAUAAAUAUUCUAUUACUACUAUA
Molecule: messenger RNA, 3360 nt
Organism: Myxocyprinus asiaticus (Chinese sucker)
Lineage: Eukaryota; Metazoa; Chordata; Actinopteri; Cypriniformes; Catostomidae
Product: transmembrane protein 268-like
Exons: 11
Coding region: 599-1669 (356 amino acids)
Source: RefSeq, a predicted model, not a curated record